AUGGUGUCUUACCUCCAAUUACUGCCCCUUCUGGGCGUAUUGUUUGCAGGUGGUGUUCACUCCAAAACACCCAGUGUUGGUGAUGCCGCUGACGGAAAUACCACGGUGGGAAGCUGGGACUAUGUUCCCGGGGCCUACAUUAUCGAGUAUGAACAAGGCCAUGAAAACGAGGCAUCGCUAUUUAGCACCCUCCAUACACAUGGACUUCCGGCUUCUAAGCGGAUGAGCUUGUCCUAUUCGCUCUUCAAGGGAGCCUCAGUCCAAUUGGACGCUGUCAGCCUGGAUCCUCAAGCCGCAUCGACCAAGAUCGCGUCCCUUGCCCCUGUGAAGAACGUAUGGCCCGUUAUGCGCUAUCAAAAUCUCGAACUCGGUAAAUUCGCGUCCACAAGCGGCGUUAAACGCAAUACAGGGGAUUUUUCACAGCAUGUGUCCAGAACUGUAGCAGACAUCGACACCGGAUAUGCGCCACAUGUCUUAACACAGGUCGAUAAGCUACACGCAGAAGGGUACACAGGCAAAGGAAUCCGUGUCGGUGUUAUAGAUUCAGGAGUUGAUUAUAAGCAUCCUGUUCUAGGCGGCUGCUUCGGUGAAGGCUGCAUUGUUGCCUACGGAAUGGACUUGAUUGGCCCCAACUUCAACGGCACAAAUACACCUGUUCCUGGUCCACUUCCAUACCCAGAUUGCCUUGGCCACGGGACACAUGUCUCUGGAAUCAUUGCGGCCCAAAAGAACCCUUUGGGGUUUGUUGGUGCCGCUUAUGGCGCAACUCUAGGCAUGUACAAGGCACUGGACUGCGGAGGUGGCUCUACCAACGAUGUACUAAUGGCAUCAUUCAACCAAGCGUAUGAAGAUGGCUCAGACAUUAUCUCUAUCUCUAUCGGAAUUUAUUCUGGGUGGAAAGAGGACCCUCUUGCAGUCACAGUGUCGCGAAUAGUUGACGCCGGCGUUCCGGUGGUUAUCGCCAACGGUAACCAAGGCCCUGCUGUCUUUAGCUCGGCUUCUCCUGGUGAUGGUGCGGGUGUCAUGAAUGUGGCAUCCAUUGAUAACACAGAGACACCUUUUCUGGGAACUGAGGCUUUUACGAGCCUUAAUAGCCCCUCCGGUAACUUGACUUCUUUCGCCUGGUUACCUGGAACGCCUGCAUUCCCGAACAUCACUCUGCCGUUAUGGGCUGUUACUCCCAAUACUACGACAGAUGGAAGCUCGAGUGCUUGCAGUCCGCUCAGCAGCAGCGCGCCUACAGAUCUCAGCGAUAAAAUCGUUCUUGUGCAGUUAACUGGCUGCGAUGAUCCCACUAUUGCGGCUAACCUUGCGAAGAACAACGCCAAGUACAUCAUGUACUAUAGCAGUGAUGAUGACCUCGAUGAUGUAUAUAGCGUUAGUACCGCUCCCAGCACUCUUGGUGCCGGCAUGGUGCCCUUACAGCAAGCCACGAUAUGGCUAGAUCUCCUCAACAAGGGAACAGACGUGUACGCGAAAAUGGUUGAUCCUCAGUCUGCCAAUCCUGGAGCAACAUACUUCCUAAACAAUUCCACGGGUGGCAUUGUAAGCGAUUUCUCAAGCUGGGGUCCAACUUGGGAGGCAGAUGUAAAUCCACACAUCGCGACCCCAGGAGGCUCAAUCCUUUCUACGUAUCCUCUGAAUAUGGGAGCAUACUAUGUCGACUAUGGCACGUCCAUGGCUACGCCACUUAUGGCUUCGAUAUAUGCUCUGAUCAUGCAAGCACGAUCCAUCAAGGACCCCAAGGCGCUCCUGAGCAUGGUAUCAUCGACAGCAAAGCAAACAAAAUACCGGGAUUCAUAUCAAUCCAUAUUGUACAACGACCUUGCUCCCGUGGCGCAACAAGGAGCCGGAUUGGCGCAAGCCUACGAUGCGAUACACGCAACAACCACCCUAAGCGUUUCAAGCAUUUCUCUCAAUGAUACGGACCACUUUGUCAACAGCACAGAUUUUACAAUUAAGAAUGGUGCUAAACAAGCUGUGACCUACUCAAUUGGGCAUAUCCCCUCCAGAUCCAGAGACACUUUCAAGGCUGGCGUGUCAACUCCAUCUCAGAGCUCCAAUUCGAGCUCCUCAGCAGCAAUUCUAACUUUUUCGGAUACAAAAGUCACAAUUCCAGCAGGCGGAUCUGCCAAAAUUACUGUCGAAGUAGCUCUUCCUCAAGGGCUGAACGAAGCAAAUCUCCCUGUGUACGGCGGAUACAUUACUCUAAAUGGCACCAACGGCGAGAGUCUUGUUCUUCCAUACUUGGGAGUAUUUGGAAGCCUAAGCAGUCUUCAGGGCAUAACUUCAAGCAAUGGCUACAUUUAUCAUUCGACGGGCCAUUACUGGCAAUCAGCUCCUAACAAUGAUACUUGGACUGUCCCAUAUCCUUCAGUGGGUAGCCAGCCUCCAAACCCGGCAGCUAUUGAUUUCCCUGCGCUCUAUAUUUUAGUCACCACUGGCGUGCCUCUUAUAAGAGCAGACAUCAUUCCCCUUGGCAAUACACCAGCUAGUACCACCAAGGUUCUGGGCGUCGAUACAGCUGGAAGCUUCCCUGGGUUCCCUGUUCAAUGGGUAUUCUCGAACAUUUACCAAGCUCCGUUUAACGGCGUGACUCAAGAAGGCAUCGUAUUACCAGAGGGCAACUAUGCCGUGUUGCUAAGAGCGCUGAAGAUAUUUGGAGAUGCGAAUAACCCUGAUGGCUAUUACACUGUACAGACGCAGUCAUUUAAUAUCAAGUAUAAUUCAACGGCGGCUUAA
Messenger RNA from Trichoderma gamsii, 2742 nucleotides. Its product is annotated as peptidase. Gene Ontology annotation, biological process: proteolysis. The record is from RefSeq and is a predicted model, not a curated record. The transcript is spliced from 3 exons. The coding region runs from base 1 to 2742 and encodes 913 amino acids. NCBI's taxonomy places the organism in Eukaryota, Fungi, Ascomycota, Sordariomycetes, Hypocreales, Hypocreaceae. Gene Ontology annotation, molecular function: serine-type endopeptidase activity; tripeptidyl-peptidase activity. Gene Ontology annotation, cellular component: cell wall; membrane; cytosol.